UACACUUCAACCCUCUCCACGUACAAUAUCAAGUGACGAUAUUUUUGCUCAUCCAUGGAUCCAAUAACAGCAGUAGGAGCAGUGGCCAGCAUCAUCACACUUGCUCAGACAGCUCUAUCGUUAUCAAAAGCCCUUUAUACUCUGGGGUCAGCGGUACAAUCGGCAUCGGAAGAUAUCCAAGCCCUUGCUGAUGAUCUGAAAACAUUCGCACAGUCAUUGAGCCUCCUCUCGCGAUUGUUAGAGGACUCGAAAUCAUGGUACUCCGACGAUGUCUAUCUUUUGACAGCCAAGAUCAUCAGAGAUUGCGCGGAGAUGUACGAGAAAAUUGACAAGAUCUUGGUCAAAUUGGGGAGCAAUGGGAAAAACUCGUGGAACAUAAGGAUGAAGUUUGUGUAUAAGGAGGGUGAGAUACGAAGGCUGAUGAAGAGGCUUCGGGAUAUGAAAGGGACGCUUGCUACGGUUUUGAUGAGUCUACAGGUUGACUUACAACUUUCAUUGUUGUAUGUCUGUCAUUAUUGGCCCCCAAAUACUUCUGAUCAAGUUAUUUUGCUGACUACUUGCCAGAAACAUUUCAAGUUCUAGCAAAAUCCAGAGAUCACCCGAGAAAGAACUCGAUUCGGAAACUAUCAGACAUCUGAAAGCUGCCCAAUAUGCAGUAGAGUCCUGCAAUGUCUUACCCAAGUACUCCGAGUCCUCAGAAUCCAAAUCAAUCAUCAAUGAUGCAAAAAUACACCAGACUGAAAUUGACAAAGAGCCCAAGCCCAUCAAGUUACUCGCUAGAACAACCAACACUCGAUCGUUUGUUGCGUUUUCUGGCAAACAACCUUCUUCUGACACGGUCCCUAACUUGAUUUGCAAAUCAACCACUGGCCCAGUCUUUGCCAAAUUAAACCCCGCAGGCAAGGCAAAAGCGGAGGAAUCCGAGGUUGGAAGUCUUAAGUCUGUUUCUUCCACGGAAAGCUUCAAGAGCGCCAUCUCUGUGCAAAAAGAAGUGCUCGAUCUAGCCCAGGAAGUCAAGCCUGUCAAAGCUGUACUGCAUGCUUUUCGCACUGCUCUUGAUACUCUCGAAACUCUCAUCACGCGACUUAUACCAGAAAAUGAAACGUGCUAUCCGAGCGCGCUGUAA
Messenger RNA from Hymenoscyphus albidus, 1126 nucleotides. NCBI's taxonomy places the organism in Eukaryota, Fungi, Ascomycota, Leotiomycetes, Helotiales, Helotiaceae. The record is from the annotation of a GenBank genome assembly.